AUGACAUUUCAAAGACCACAUCCCAAUCGAAUACCUUGUGAGCCAGCAUCUAAUUGGGAAUUGGAAUUGGAACUGGAACACGUAAAUCAAGCUUUGAGAAAUGAGUUAUCUAAUGAAGUUUCAAUCAAUAGGUCGAAUGAAAAAUAUAUAAAGGAUCUAGAACGUAAAUAUACCCGGUGUGAGAAUGAAAUUCAAUCUCUCAAUAAAGAACUGGAACAGCUUGAGAAUGCUUCGGAGAAAGAAAAGGCGGAGUUGAGAUCGGAAAUAUCAUUCCUUAAAAAAAGCUUAUAUCAAGCUAAAAAGGAGAUCCGAGACAAGAUAUCUUAUAUCGAUAAUAUAGAGAAACAAUUACAAGAAUCGGAAGAGCGGAUUCAAAAUCUAAGGCAUAGAUUCAAA
This is a messenger RNA of Paraglomus occultum, 396 nucleotides long. NCBI's taxonomy places the organism in Eukaryota, Fungi, Glomeromycota, Glomeromycetes, Paraglomerales, Paraglomeraceae. The record is from the annotation of a GenBank genome assembly.